This is a messenger RNA of Hemibagrus wyckioides, 2431 nucleotides long. RefSeq lists its product as uncharacterized. The transcript has 5 exons. NCBI's taxonomy places the organism in Eukaryota, Metazoa, Chordata, Actinopteri, Siluriformes, Bagridae. Gene Ontology annotation, biological process: proton motive force-driven mitochondrial ATP synthesis. Gene Ontology annotation, molecular function: proton-transporting ATP synthase activity, rotational mechanism. Bases 485 to 1903 code for a protein of 472 amino acids. The record is from RefSeq and is a predicted model, not a curated record.
AAAACAAAGAAUAAAAGAGCUCAGUCUGUGAAUACUGUCAGGUAUGGUUUCGUAGGAAGAGGUUUCGUCAUUUUAAAAUAAGCAUUCAUAUAUAUUUAUAUAAAAGAGAAUUAUAUUCAGUACAUUUACAUGUCUGGCAUUUGGCAGACGCUCUUAUACAGAGCGACGUACAUUAAAGUCUUUUAAAGUGUUUUAAAGUCUCUAUCAGUGAAUAUAUUAACACUGGUUCAGUAGGUUACAGACUUACAUACCAUCAGCCUAAAACUGAGUUAGUGUUUCUUUCUUUUUAAAUUCAUGCGUAAAAUAUAUAUAUAUUUUAAUACAGGCGCUGCGAAUAGGACCAAAAUGGGUCCUUCGUUACGCAUGUCUGCUGAGAACUCCUUGGUGCGUGUGAGAGAAGUUACAGUAAAUGUUUGUUUAUGUCAUGUGUGUUUAUAUUUAUUAAUUAAAAUCAAGUGACAAUCGACAUUUUGUGAAGCUCAAGAUGAGCUUAGAGACAUGUCCGUUCUGUGGGAAGCCUUUCAAAAGGCUCAAAUCUCAUCUUCCUCACUGCAAAAUGUCCCCUGGGUCUAAGACUUUUAAAAUCACUAACAAAUCUAAAGAAAUACCAACUACCCCUUUUAAACAUACAACUAAUAAGGCUACCACUAAUAAAGUAAAUACUGAAAAUGCUGACACUACAACAUUUAAGGCAAACUCAAAAUCCCCAGUGAAAUCCAGAUCCAAAAAAGCUGACAAGGUGAGAGAGAAUAAGGAACUUUUACAAAAUACCUUCACACUCACGAGCACUGCAUCCAAUGUACCAUCAACAGAAGGAAUGAACACAGACACUUUGAAGCCCAAAACCAAGUGGCUUGUGAAAAGAGAGCAAGAGAUGUUGAAACAAGCUAAACUGCAAACACAGACAAGAAUCGAAUUCACUUCCGUUUCUCAGAAGGAAAAGUGUAACAGUGAAACAUUCAAAACCCCAGUAAAAGACACACAUUUAUUAGAAAAAGAAAUCAUCAGUGGACAAAAACAGCUUACAGGAACCAAUUUGACCUCUCAACUAACCACAAACAGGAUCAAUUUCAGUGAGUCAGAUCCUUUACAGAGAGUUCCCUGGACCUCAGACUGUCAGGAUAAGGAAAGUAUGCCAGAGUGCAGCGGAAAUGCUAAUGUAUCAGACCAGGCACAAAAUAGUCCGAAGUCUUUGACCAAAGAAUGCACAUUGGAUUUGAGAGGUAAAGAGCAAGGUGUGUCUGUAUUUCAAACUAAGACUAGUGUGUGGGACCACAUUAAACAUGGACUUUAUAGAAGGAGAUAUAACUGUGUUCCAGUGUUAUAUCCCAUAGUCUUAACACACAAAGUGUCUUUGAUUAAGUAUGUAAACACUGCAGAGUCAAUACCCAAGCCUCAUACAGGGAAUGAUCAAAAUGCCAGUAUAAAGACUUCCCUUGUACAGUUUCCUAUUUUGCAAACCUCCAUCCAAAAGCCAGUUGAAGACGUUCUAGGCUCCCGUUUACAAAACAUGUCUAUUCUGCCAUACUCACAUGAGAUGGCCACAGGUUAUGGUGGAACAUGUUUCUUUUCAUCUGAUUCCGAAAUCUCCUCUAAUGAAAAUGUAUUGAAGUGCCAGACCUCCAAGGCUUCACCACAGAGUCAAGGUUUAAUGACAGAGCUGAGAUUUGGAAAUGUGAGACUGAAUGAGCUUGCUUCUUGGCUUGGUGUUCAAACACCAAAAUCACCCAGGGAGGCUGUGACAAUGUUUAACAAAGGUUGGCAGUGGUAUUACAGGAAGUAUAUUGAUGUACAAAAAGGAGGAAUUGGUGGGAUUGCAAUGCUGAUUGGUAGCUACUGUGUCUUGAGUUACAUUUGGCAUUACCCCAAUAUCAAAAGAGACCGCUGGAGGAAGUACCAUUAGAGGAUUUGGAGGACAUCCCACUACCGCUACAGUAUUUGGAGGACUUCAUAGGUUCUCAAACAUUACUGACCUCAGAGUAUUGCAAUAUUUCCAGAGACCAGAUAUUUAUACAGUAAUUUAUUUCAAAUGUUUUAACACAUAAUGGAUUUCUGUUACAAACACAAGUGUAAAUAUGAAUAAAUGCUGACCGCAAAUACACUAUUAGAUCUAUUACCUAAUCUCGCCAUGUUGAUUACUUUCAAGCGAAGUAAGUUAUUUAUUCAAGUUAAACUUAUUUAUUCACAUAAAAUAUUUAUAACUCUACCACAACUUUACUUUGAUGAAGAAAUAUGAGUAAACUGUGAAGGAAGCCAUUCCCUGACAUCCAUCCAUGCAUUUCCAGUGGUGUCAGGCAUGUCCUUUUAUUUCUUUUAAUUCUUCUCAUAUUUAUUUGUAUAAUGUAUGUAGAAUGUGGUCUACUGACAUACAUUAGAUUUGUCAUGGUGUCUAAUUUUUUGUAGAUCUGAAGGUGUGAUACUUUUACAGGAA